Racocetra persica is the source of this 190-nucleotide messenger RNA. The record is from the annotation of a GenBank genome assembly. NCBI's taxonomy places the organism in Eukaryota, Fungi, Glomeromycota, Glomeromycetes, Diversisporales, Gigasporaceae.
GUCUAUUCUAACCAAAUAUGUUUUAAAAAAAGAAUAUGAAAAAUUAGAAAAUGAAAAUAAAGAAUUAAAAAUGAAACUAGAAGAGGAAAGAGAAAAAAGAGAAAAAGAGCAAAAAGAAUUUCAAGAAAAAUAUAAAAAUUUAAAACAAGAAGCUCAAAAUCGCUAUGAUAUUCUUCAAGAAAAAUCUUAA